Molecule: messenger RNA, 999 nt
Organism: Acanthoscelides obtectus
Lineage: Eukaryota; Metazoa; Arthropoda; Insecta; Coleoptera; Chrysomelidae
Source: the annotation of a GenBank genome assembly
AUGACCUAUUCGCCUGAAGAGGUCAGAUGGCUGGUGGAAUUCGCCAGGUUAAGGGGUAUCAGGGUAUUGUUGGAGGUCGACACGCCAGCGCAUGCUGGAAACGGGUGGACUUGGGGACCUAAGGAGGAGAAGACUAGUCUGUACCCGAAUGUAAUUAUGAGAGGAACAAAAUUAAUAUUGAUGGAGGUAGGAAAUGUAAAAUUUCUGGAUUCUCUCAAUUAUUUUCCUAUGCCUCUAACUGCUCUACCCAAGGCGUUUGAUUUGAAAGAGCUAAAGAAAGGAUACUUUCCACAUUUAUUCAACACUUUGGCUCAUCAGAAUUAUGUAGGGCCAAUUCCAGCGCUCGACUUCUACGAUCCCGACCAUUUAAAGGAAGACGCUCGGGAAAAAUUAUUAAAAUGGCAUGGCGAAAGACAAGCGGAGGGAUACGUUUUUGAUUUUCAGAAAGAAAUCGUUGAAUACUGUAUCUCCGAUGUGGAAAUAUUGACACAGGCGUGUCUCAAAUUUCGAGACCUGAUGAAAACCGAAACCACAGUCGAUCCCUUCCAGGAAAGCACCACUAUUGCAUCAUGCUGUAACAAAGUCUUUAGACGCAAUUUUUUAAAACCUGAGACGAUCGGGAAAGUCGAAGAAAGGGCAGUUUACGUAGAUACAGAUUCAUGUAUUUAUAUCUCUCGUAAGGGAUUAGACGACAUAUCUACAGGCGACUUCAUAGGUGAUAUGACCGAUGAGCUCAAUGGGGGUUUCAUAUCAGAGUUUGUUUCUGGAGGACCUAAGAACUACGCCUACAAAUAUACUACUUUGUCUGGAGAGGAACAGAUCGUAUGUAAAGUAAAAGGCAUAUCACUCAACUACAAGGCAUCCCAAGUAGUCAAUUUUGAGAAAAUAAAAGACAUGGUGCUGAAGAAAUCUGAUCCUGUUUCUGUACUUUCUCGACAGCUACGACGUACAAGAGAGCAUGCAGUAGUAACAGUCGAGUUCCUAAGGUAUACAAGAUAA